Molecule: messenger RNA, 1640 nt
Organism: Xenopus laevis (African clawed frog)
Lineage: Eukaryota; Metazoa; Chordata; Amphibia; Anura; Pipidae
Gene: map1lc3a.L
Product: microtubule associated protein 1 light chain 3 alpha L homeolog
Cellular component (GO): membrane; autophagosome; cytoskeleton
Source: RefSeq, marked provisional
GCAGAAGCCAGAGAGAGAGACAGAGAGAGAGACAGAGACUAAGAGUGGGAGAGCCGGGCUGAGUGCUACUAUCUGGGACUGACAGUUGUCAGGAUGCCAUCAGAGCGGCCAUUUAAGCACAGGAGAAGCUUCGCUGAGCGAUGUGCAGAAGUACGGCAAAUUCGUGAGCAACAUCCCAAUAAAAUUCCGGUUAUUAUAGAGCGAUACAAGGGGGAGAAACAGCUGCCUGUGUUGGAUAAAACAAAAUUCCUCGUUCCAGAUCAUGUGAAUAUGAGCGAGCUAGUGAAAAUCAUAAGACGUAGGCUGCAGUUGAACCCCACCCAGGCCUUCUUCCUGCUUGUAAACCAGCACAGCAUGGUGAGCGUUUCCACCCCAAUCUUGGAUAUAUAUGAACAGGAGAAGGAUGAGGAUGGCUUCCUGUACAUGGUGUAUGCCUCGCAGGAAACAUUUGGCCACUGAUGUCCCGAGGAUGCACAAACGCUUGCACGCCAACACAAACCUAACACAUCCAACACAGCUAUGCACAGAAAUACUCUCGCAUAUUGACACUUACAUGUGAUUUCAGCCAGACUUCUUGCCUGUAGAUAAAUAAUCUAUUCUUGCACUAUAACUGCCUCGCACAAAUACUGUUACACAAGCAUUCCACUUACACUCGCAACGCAUUAGUACUGUGUGCUCACACUCAUUUCUGCACACAAAAUCAUACCCUUCGUGCUUGUAUAUACGAGUUCGUGCCUGCACGCACCAAACCAAUCUCCUGGUUGCACACGCACAGUAGUCAUAGUGUCACGCGUGUAACGCACAUAAUUAUAGUUGUUAAACUGCUUCCUUCAACAAAAGUUCUCCUCUUGUGUAACUGUAGAUAUCGUUUUUGUGACCCAUAAUUGUGAGGUUGCACACAGGGCCGCAAAACAUUUUGGGGAAACCUGUGGACAUUUAGGAACGCGAGGACCACUGAACCGUAUAGAAAGAACGCCUUUCCAGUAAAAAUGGAGCCCAGUACAUUUCCAGCCGCAUCAGUGGAGCUAAGGGCAGAGACAGACGAAAAGAUUUGGGGAGAUUUAGUCCACCACUUUGGAAAACGGAGUGCUCCGAGUGCCAUCCCACUGGUGAUUUAGUUUCUAGCUGGCAGGGAGGCAGUUCGGGGCGAUUAGUCGCCCGAAGAAGAGGCAAAUUGUCGCUAGGCAACUAAUCUCCCCAAAUCUCCACGUAUGUCUCUGCCCUAAGGGGUAAAGGAGGCAGUAAGCCUUUGAAAUUAACCCUUUGUUCAUAAAGUAAGGGGGUUGUUCACCUUUGAGUCAACUUUUAGUAUGACGUAGGGAGCGAUUUUCUAGGUUUUCAUAUUUUAUUAUUAAGCUUUUGAGUUAUUUAGCUUUCUAUUCAGCAGCUCUCCAGUUUACAGCGUCGGCAAUUCCUUUGCUAGGGUCCAGAUUACCCUAGCAACCAUGCCUUGAUUUGAAUGAGACUAUGGAGUAUUAAUAGUGGAGGGUCGGAACAGAAAGAUGAGUAAUAAAAAGUAGCAAUAACAAUAAAUGUGUAGCUUUAGAGAGGAUCUGUUUUUAGAGGGGGGUCAGUGACCCCUUUUGAAAGCUAGAAAGCGUCAGGAGAAGAAGGCAAAUAAUUCAUAAACUAUAAAAAAA